AUGGAAAGCGGCCUCAAUGUUUGGCCCGCUGAUUCUCCCCCAUGUUUCAUAUUACCUAGAUUGUCACGUGACCAAGUGCAUACGCCCUUCAAGAAAAAAAAUCCUGUCUCAUCCUUCUGCUCAUCACAGACUCUACCCAAAAUGCCGAUUAAUCAGCCUAUGUCUCAGAUCAAGUUGACUAACGUCUCCUUGGUCAGGAUGAGAAAGAACAAGAAACGGUUCGAGAUUGCCUGUUAUCAAAACAAGAUUCAAGACUGGAGAUCUGGAGCGGAAAAGGAUAUAGACGAAGUGCUACAGAUUCCUCAAGUAUUUGUAAACGUUUCCAAAGGCCAGGUUGCUCCUCAUGAUGACCUAAAAAAAUGUUUUGGAACUACAGAUACUGACACGAUCAUAAAGGAGAUUCUGAAUAAAGGAGAGAUCCAACUUAGUGAAAAAGAAAGACAGGCCAACUCAUCCAAGUACACGGCCGAGGUACUGCAGUUAGUUAGUGCUAAAUGCAUCAACCCUAAAACCAUGAAAAGAUAUCCAACUACAAUGAUUCAUAAGGCACUAAACGAGCUGAAGUUCAACUUGACGUCUACAAAACCGGCAAAAUCACAUGCGCUGGACGCCAUCAGGUUGUUGGUAUCCAAGCAACUAAUCCCCAUUGCCAGAGCAAAGAUGAAGGUUAAGAUUGUGAUGAACUCGAAAGAUGCUAAAGCUAGCAAAGAUAAACUUCAUAGCUUGAUUACAGAGAUUGAGUCUGAAAACUGGUCUUCUGAGUGGGAAGCAUUUGCAUAUAUAGACCCUUCAAAUUAUAGGGAACUUUUCAAUAUGGCCAAAGUUGAACUUUUGGAAAUGGCUGCUAUCAAUGAGAGUUCCGGAACUUUGUAA
Molecule: messenger RNA, 873 nt
Organism: Komagataella phaffii GS115
Lineage: Eukaryota; Fungi; Ascomycota; Pichiomycetes; Pichiales; Pichiaceae
Product: Essential protein involved in 60S ribosome maturation
Exons: 1
Coding region: 1-873 (290 amino acids)
Biological process (GO): ribosome biogenesis; cytosolic ribosome assembly
Source: RefSeq, a predicted model, not a curated record